Messenger RNA from Porites lobata, 2151 nucleotides. Lineage: Eukaryota; Metazoa; Cnidaria; Anthozoa; Scleractinia; Poritidae. The record is from the annotation of a GenBank genome assembly.
ACACAAAAGGGCAGUCACGUAAAAGAACACAACGAAGGCGUGAAAAGCCAAAUUAAAGGUAUCAAGGAAGACAUAAACAAGCUCGGCAAAGAUGGUUUUAAUGUCGAGGUCAACUUGGAUGAACUCGAGCAGUACGCGCGAAGAGACUGUCUCGAAAUAACCGGUAUUCCGAUCGUACCUAAUGACAGCCCUGCUUUGCUGGUGAAGGAAAUGUCUGAGAUUAUGGGAGUGAACCUCAACGAAAACGAUAUAUCGAUCGCUCAUUGUUCACCACCAACGAAGAAAGUGAAAGACCGACUAAUUGUCAAGUUCACUCGUAGAGAGAAAAGAGCCGAAAUUUACAGCAAGAGGAAAAACUUAAAAUCUAAGCGGACGAAAGAUCUCCCGUCUAUGGUCUGCGAGCCGGAAUCUGCGGUUGUAAGUCAUACAGCACAAAUUCAUGUCAGUGAAAGCUUAACGCCAUACAGAAAAUAGCCUGCGUAGUAUGGCGGUUUUGUCGAGCCGGGCGCAGGAGCGGCGUAGCCACGAAAAAUUCGCGCGCGAAGCGCGCGAGAACGAGCGGCGAAGCCGCGAGAAAAAAAUAAAACCGCCUGUUCGGAUUCGUGGCCUUUUCAACUGCCGCCCCCUUCAACUCAUUUUGACAUCCUGUUGACAACUUGUUUGGUUUCAGUUUUCCCAGCCAAUCAGAAAUAAAGUGUUGACAGCCUAAACACGACACAAAAGCUCGUGAUUUUGUGUAAAACGUGACCUUGGCCGGAAUUGGAGUUUGCUUGAACAAACACAGGUUUUUUUUUUGUGGCUAUCUCGCGCAUAGGUGACUACACUGCGCUCUAAACUUGACUGAGUAGAUCUUAUUUUUGCUGCACUAAGUCUUACAUUUAUUUAUAGGUCAUGAAGUUGGUUUGUUUAAUCCGUAUUGAGUAAUUAUUUCCUGUGGUUAUUGUUAGUGUUGCUAAUUAGAAUUUGUUGAUCUCAGAUGCAGUUGUAAAGUACUAAUUUCUUUGACCACUCUUAAACCCUAAAGCUUUUUAUUACGGCUAAAUAAAUAUUUUAGUUUCUUUGGUCUUUUCCGACUAAAAUGCCUGGAUCUGGACAACUACAAACCAAGGAGCCUCGGUUUGUAGUUUCUUUGUCCGUGAAUGUUUUGACGCUGGGCCCGGCUUUUUAAGUGUUGUUUGCAGGAUGUUGUAUUUUUACGUAUGGCGCGAUCUUCAGAUUUGAGUUGUAGCUUAAACUUAAGCUACACCAAGCAAAAAAGUAUGGAGAAGUAUGGAGUUCCACAGACUGCAAUAUGCGAUUCAUCGACCACAAUCGCGGACAACGUGCGUAGUAUUGCGCUGGAGUGCGUUAUUGUCUAACACCGUGUAAUAGAGAAAAUUGAGGUGAACUUUCUCGAAGCAAUGAAUUUUACUGUUUCUGUCAUAAGGUCCAUUGCUGUACAGCUCAGCGACAACAUUUCAGAUAUCUGGUCGUCGAUAGUACUUUUUAGAGGGGAAAUUGUGAUCAUACAGGUUUUCGAUGAGGAUAUUUCUUCUUUGGCCAUAGCAAAGACAGUAAAGAUCAUGCUCUUGCCAAAUCUUGUUGACAAAAUUUCCAUGACAUCUCUCCUUUGAAGAAGACUGUAAAUGGCUAUUUCCUGUUUAGGCUUCAAUACAAUUGACCUGUUUUCCCGUCAAAUAUUCAAGAUCGACGACGCUCCGGUCAACGCUUCUUUGAUAUUUUGAUUUUGUUUUGCGGAGAUGAUUUGUUCAGUCCCUCGAAACUCUCCCAUGGGAGAUUACCAAAAUAUUUGAUUGGCAAGCGAACAUUCCGAACCAAUCGGAACGAUCCGUACGCUGGCGUACGGACCGACUCAAAAAAGCCCCCCGUCCGUGCAGGCGGUUUUUCAAGUUGCUCCCGCUCCAAUCUCCUCGCGCUUUCUCUGCCCUCGCCCGCCUUUAUUACUUAGUUCGCCCAACCAAAGCCGCCAUGCUACGCAGGCUAUACAGAAAACGACUACUGGGCAGAAUCUUACAAUUCAAGCGCGACCACAACUACAAGUUUAUUUGGACGGCUAACGGUAAAAUAAUGCUGAAGAAAACGGAGAGCUCCACUACGAAAUGUUUCGUAACCCAUGGGGAAUUCGAAGAGUUUCUUGACGAGCUCAAUUAA